ACCCACUGCCCAGGGAUUGGGAAGUGAAGCCCUUUGAGAGCUCUCCAGGGAAAGCCCUAGAGAAGGGCAGGGCUGCAGUGGGGUGAUGGGUUAGUUGGUUUCCCAGAGAAAAGGGGCACUGCCCCAAACCCAAUGAAAGGGGUAAAACAGUGACAUGUGCCUGGGAAUUAGCCCCCAAAUGCGUCCUCCCCUAGGGCAGUGUCAUGGGCACAGAGCUGCAGCUGUGCACACAGAUUCGUUUUGCACACUCAGUGGGGGCAGAGGAAUAGCUGGAAAAUAACUGUGGGUGCAGAACUGUGGGUGUAAAUUCAAAGGCUGAUGCUGGUUCAAGUGGGUACUAAAGUGACCAAGUGUUUUCCCAGCCUGGCAGAGUUUAAAUCCUCUGUCUGCAGGGAAAGAGCUGGGGGGGAUGGGGAUGGUGGUAUUGGGGUGUGAAAUGAACCAAAGCCCCUUCUAAAACCUCCCCCCCCUUGUCCUUCUCACCCUGACAGGCUGAAGAAUAACGUCCAUGUCUCGCUCCAGAUUGUCCUAUUCUCCCAGGGGACAGGGCAGGGAAAUGGCUGAAGUGGAACAAGCUCAGGGACCAGUGACCUUCGAGGAGGUGGCUGUGUAUUUCACGGAGGAGGAGUGGGCUCUGCUGGACUCAUGUCAGAGAACCCUCUACAUGGAUGUGAUGCAGGAGAAUUAUGAGAAUGUGACCUUGCUGGCAUUUCCCAUUCCCAGACCUGAGGUGAUCUCCCAGCUGGAACAAGGGGAAGAACCAUGGGGCUAUGUGGAAAGGGAGCUCUUCAAAAACACUUGCACAGGUGAUGUGUUGGUGGGUGAGAAUGAGGAGAAGAAACCUGGGCAGGAAGGUCCUGAGCAAGUGGAACUGCAGGGGACCUUACUGGGAAGACGUGAAGAGGAAGUUUCCCAGAGUCCGGAGCAGGGACAUGCCUGUGAGAGUCAGCCCAGACCAGAGAGGCAGCAGGGGAACCACCAAGAGCAGAGAUUGUGUAAAUCCACUCACCGAGAUGGAGAUCUGAAUAACCUGAAUGAAACUACAAUCCAGCCAAGAAUCUGCACUAAAGAGAAACCGUAUGAAUGUGCUGAUUGCAGGAAAAACUUCAAUCGGAGAUCAAACCUGAUUGUACAUCAAAGAAUCCACAAGGAAGAGAAACCCUUUAAAUGCCUCAACUGUGGGAAAAUGUUCAAGGUGAAAUCAGACCUUACUAAACAUCAGAGAAUCCACAGUGGAGAAAGACCCUAUAAAUGCCCCGAGUGUGGGAAAAGCUUCAGUCGUAGUUCAAAGCUCACUGCACAUCUGAGAGUUCAUACAGGAGAGACACCCUAUAAAUGCUCUGAGUGUGGGAAAAACUUCUCUCGUGGCUCAAAUUUAAUUGUACAUCAUAGAGUCCAUUCGGGAGAGAGACCCUAUAAAUGCCCUGAGUGUGGGGAAAGCUUCAAGCACAGCUCCUCUGUCUGUAGACAUCAGAGAAUCCACACUGGAGAAAGACCCUAUAAAUGCACCCAGUGUGGGAAAAACUUCACUCAGAGCUCAGUCCUCACUAAACAUCAGAGAACCCACACAGGAGAGUCACCCUAUAGCUGUUCUGUCUGUGAGAAAAGCUACAAGACAAAGUUGGAGUUAAUGUCUCACCAGAAACUCUACACAAGAUAGAAGGUGUUGGGAGCUCUCCCUGUGGGUAAAUGGGUCUGUGCCCUCCUGCAGCAAAGUGUAAAUGUGCUGCAUUUGAGGAAGGUCUGGGUAGAGUCAGAAGGCGGAUUGAUGGUUGGGGUUUCAGUGGUGGGAGGUUGGUGGGGGGCCAGAGAGGAGGAAACGCUGGGUACUAGAGAGAUGGGUCAUUUCAGAGUCUGGAGGGAGCAGGCAAAGAGAUUAGUUGGGAGACAUUUCUGUGGAUUCCACACACACUUUCCAAUGUAGAGAAGAGGUAAAAAUACCCAGUCGCGGUUUGUGUCUGACCAUCUCUGCAGCUCCGAAGGCCCCUCGUGGUGGGGAUAAAGGGACAUUAUUCAGGGAGGCAGCCAUGGGGCCUGUAGCUAUAAGGCAGUGAGAGCUGCUGAUGUGAAGUCUCAGGAUUUCAAAGCAGUGCUCAGGGUAUGGAAUAUUUCUGGAUACAGAGAGGUGGGCUGCAGAUUGGGGAAUGUGUGGGGGUGUUAUCUGUGGGGUGGGAUCUUUGGGGUAUUGCACUGUUGCUGUGUGGACAGUAUGGUGUAAUAGUGAGAGGAGGGAGACUAGGAAUCAGGACUCCUGGGUUCUCUUCUGGACUCUGCAUGAGGAGUAGGGUCUAAUGGGCUAGAACAGGAGAGACAACUAUGAAUCAGGACUCCCAGGUUCCGUUCCCAGCUCUACUAAUAUUUACAUUUGUGACCUUAUACGAGUGGCCCUUCCCCUGAAUCUUCCUGCUAGGAAACUUUUAGUGAGCCAAAGGGAAAGUUCAUCUGGUUUCCUUUGACCCUGUUUGCAGGGACAGGCUCUGCUCAUGUUGUUACACAUUGGGAUUAUUCCUGAAAUACAGGAGAACCUCCAAGUUAUGAACAAAUCGGGAAUGCAGGUUGUUCGUAACCCUGAACAAAAUGGUAUGGUUGUUCUUUCAAAAGUUUACAACUGAACAUUAACUUAAUUCACCUUUGAAACUAUACUAUGUAGAAUAAAUAUGCUGUUUUUAACCAUCUUAAUUUAAAUGAAAUAAGCACAGAAAUGGUUUCCUUACCUUGUUAAAUCUUUUUUUUAAACUUUCUGUUUAUUUUUUUCUUAGUUUACGUUUAACACAGUACUGUACUGUAUUUGCUUUUUUGUUUGUUUGUUUUUGGUCUCUGCUGCUGACUAAUUGCAUACUUCUGGUUCCAAAUGACAUGUGUGGUUGACUGUAAUGGCCAUGGGAGGAUUUUAUAUCUUAUUGUCGAUGGUCAGGGAGGAGAGAGGGUCUCGUGUUUCUGGAAUUUUGGGAGAGUCUUUUUCUUGUUUACAUUUGUGCUUCUCUUGGUCUCUGGCUUUCCAAAUAAAUAAUAAAAUGUU
Chrysemys picta bellii (western painted turtle) is the source of this 3019-nucleotide messenger RNA. RefSeq names its product zinc finger protein 239-like. Gene Ontology annotation, biological process: regulation of DNA-templated transcription. The record is from RefSeq and is a predicted model, not a curated record. Lineage: Eukaryota; Metazoa; Chordata; Testudines; Emydidae.